GGCUGAUGUCCCGCCCUGACAACAACACAGACCGGCUUCCUAAGUCGAGGAAUAAACCCAGACAGCGUCGCAGGGCAACUCCUCGUUCAUCUCGCUCGCCCGAGCCCUCUUCCGAGCCUAUGCCAAAAAAUUCAAAGUAUCCAGCCGUGUCGUCCUCCAUAGAGUUAGAAAGUAUCCGUGUUCCACCGCGGACACCAAUCAACGGCGACGCAUGGGAAGAACAGGAGCUAACACUCCUCAACGAAGAUGAACGAAGAGCAGCUGCUGUCGGUGAUGGGGACCUUUCCAGGCCUCGGCACAAGGGGGGUAUGUCGACGCAAGACAAGCGUGGCAUGGCACUACUCAUCGUACUAUACCUCAUCCAAGGAGUGCCACUGGGGCUUGCAUUAGGAUCCGUUCCUUUCCUUCUUCGAGAACACUUGUCAUAUUCGCAGCUUGGGAAGUUUGCAUUGGCUGGAUAUCCUUAUUCUCUAAAGUUGUUAUGGUCUCCAAUAGUCGAUUCCUGUUACUUCCCGACAAUUGGCCGAAGAAAAUCGUGGAUCAUCCCCAUGCAACUCGUUAUAGGGACUUUAAUGUUCUGGAUGUCGAACAACGUAGGGCUACUCUUGGAAACGCCGGCCGACAAUAUCAAUAAACUCACCUUCAUUUUUACUGCUCUCGUUCUGCUCUCCGCUACUCAAGAUAUUGCGGUUGAUGGCUGGGCCCUCACGCUCCUGUCGCAAGAAAAUAUAUCCUACGCUUCCACGUGCCAAACAAUUGGCCUUAAUACGGGGUACUUCGCUUCAUUUACUGUCUUUCUUGCUCUAAACAGCGAGGCAUUCGCAGCGAGAUGGGGCGUUCCUGUCCUCACUUUGUCGGGCUACUUAAAAUUCUGGACUUUCGUCUGCUAUGCUGUCACUCUUUGGCUUGUCUUCGUGAAGAAAGAGGAAAAGCCCUCGGCAGCAGACGAGGACAUGGAUCUUGUAAAAGUUUACAAGCUCAUAUGGAGUAUCUGCAAGCUCCCACACGUCCAGUCCCUAUUAAUAAUGCAUUUUAUCUGUAAAGUCGGAUUUCAAGCAAAUGAAGCGGCGACGUCUCUAAAGCUCGUUGAGAAAGGGCUUGGUCGCGAGGAUCUUGCCCUCGCAGUGCUUAUCGACUUCCCCUGUCAGAUCCUCUUAGGCUACCUCACCGCGCGCUGGUCAUUGGGUGAUAAACCACUGCGACCCUGGUUUGCUGCAGGAUGGGUGCGCCUCGGGUUCGCUGCCUUGUGGGCGGUCAUUGUUUCAAAAUUCCCCAAACCGCCUAUCAGUCAUUCAUAUUUCAUAUUCCUCGUGUUAAUGACAGUGCUACAGGGUGUCUCGGUGACAAUACAGUUUGUAGGAAUCAGCGCGUUUCAUACGCGCAUUUCGGACCCGCUCAUUGGAGGAACGUACAUGACGCUCCUGAACACGUUCACAAACCUCGGUGGAACCUGGCCCCGUUAUUUUGUGUUAAAGGGCGUCGACUUCUUUACAAUCGCGACCUGCAAGAUUAAUGAUGGUGGGAGCGAGACAAUCCUUGAGGCAACCGAAUGUGUCUCUGAUCUAGGCAAGGCACACUGCGCAGACCUCGGCGGGACAUGCGUGACAGAACGAGAUGGAUACUACAUUACAUCGGCUGUGUGUGUGACACUCGGCAUAUUAAUCCUUUCGAGCUAUGUCAUUCCAACUGCGCGGCGCUUACAAUCUUUACCAGCGAGUAAAUGGCGCGUAAGCGUUUCGAGCUUAUGAGUGGAGAGUGAGGGUGCUUCUUGAUGCAUAUGGCGGUGUAGACCUUGAGUUCGUGGUGAUAAGACGAGCAUACAGUGGAAUAUAGAGCGGUCCUUGAUUUCGUUCAAAUGAAAACGGAGAGUCUAGAUGCCUUCCAAGUCGCCGCAAACAGGUUGACGGUCCGCAAGGCGACAUAUUGUCGAGGCUUCUUGUUUAAUCGUUAUGCUCUUUCGUGUACUCGCCGCACCCGUCGUCUGGAUAUAUCUCCUCGGUGCACCAAACUCAGUUCUCUGGAUGUAUCGCCGUCUAGAUGCCUUAUGAC
Molecule: messenger RNA, 2049 nt
Organism: Fomitiporia mediterranea MF3/22
Lineage: Eukaryota; Fungi; Basidiomycota; Agaricomycetes; Hymenochaetales; Hymenochaetaceae
Exons: 11
Coding region: 6-1748 (580 amino acids)
Cellular component (GO): membrane
Molecular function (GO): acetyl-CoA transmembrane transporter activity
Source: RefSeq, a predicted model, not a curated record